ACACCCAGAGUAAGGUUCAUGUGAGGACGGGAGCUCGUGAGGACGGGAGCUCGUGUGGGCGCACCCACUUGGAUGUGCCGGAGGCAGUAACGUCAUAGGUUGUCUCCCUUGGCACCCACUCUCCUGUGUAAAUUACAAAAUACGCUUUGUCGCGUUUAGAGGUUUGAGGGAUUGAAAAAAGGGCUAUGUCAGACGCUGAGGAAGACAGUAGCCCCUAUGAGCAGGGUGAACUGGCCCCCAGCCCUGACUACAGAGAACAGGACGAUGACCCUGAUAGUCAGCUUUCGCUAUCUCCACAAUCAAGGGAAGCUAUAGAUGAUGAUGAAGACGAAGAUGAAGAUGUUGUACACACAAGCAAAGACAA
This is a messenger RNA of Pecten maximus, 364 nucleotides long. Its product is annotated as histone-lysine N-methyltransferase, H3 lysine-79 specific-like. NCBI's taxonomy places the organism in Eukaryota, Metazoa, Mollusca, Bivalvia, Pectinida, Pectinidae. The record is from RefSeq and is a predicted model, not a curated record.